GUUGAUGAUUAAGAAAAAUAAUCCCUUAAACAACGGAUUUUUGGGCAGUAGUUCCUUCCCCUCUCUCAUCUCUAUAAAGAAGGAAAGAAGUUUCAGUGAGAGAGAAAGUAGCAGAGAAAAACGAAAGAAUAAAGAACGACUUCUCUUUGAACAAUAAAAAGAAGAAAAAUAGUUAUUAGUGGGUGAUUUUCGUGGUGUUCCUUUCCUUCCUUCUACAGCACAUUUAUCAACCCAACCCCAUUAUAUUAACAACGGCUAGUUUUAAUGGUAUUAUUAUUAAGAGAUUAAUUCGACGGAACUCCUUGUUCUCUUUCACCUUCUUCUUCGUAGUCAUCUUCCUCUUCUUCUUCCUUGUUCAGUAGUUGCAGAUACUCAAUGGAUUAUCCUAAUGAUGACAAUGAGCUGUGUGAAUGGGAAGGUGCCGAUUUUUAUCUCCCUAAGGAUUCAAAUCCUGGCAUUUCUAAUUGCAUAUGGGAUGGAGUAGAUCAGAAUGAAGAUCAAUUUUCUUACAUGUUUGAAGAUUCAACCCCAAUUAAGGCGUGUGAAGACUUGCCUUACAGUGCUUCAGAUAGUGGAAGAAGUACGGAGAAAGAAGCGGUGAAUUAUAGAGAAGAUUAUCAUCCUCAAUUAAAGAGACGGCGAAUGCUACGAUUUGAUGCUCCAGACGACCCUUUCCUUUGCAAUGAACCAACGCCGUCACAAUUCAUAAAAGCAAAGGAUAGACAGGAGACAACGCUAGAAGCUGUACAUGAAAAAGUAACGUGGGAUUCAGGAUAUUCAGAAGAUAGAUCUGUGUCCUGCAAUGAGAGGUUGGAUCAGUCGUCUGACAUGUGGCUCUCCAAUUGCUUCAAUGACGGCUCAAUGCAUUUCGGUUCUGAGGACACGAACUUUUCUGGGGUUGGCGGAGACCAAAUUGAUGUUUCAGAGUAUUGCAACCUCCCACCUGAAACACAAUCUGACAUGGGGCAACAAUGUCCAACUCCGCCACCACAAAAGGUUUUUAAAGGUAGGAAAUCUCUCAUGCUAACUCCCACAAAGGUGACUUCCUCUGUUAUUUAUCCAUUUGCGCUCAUUAAACCCUGUGGAGUUCAUGGAGAUGUAACAUUGAAGGAUAUAAACAAGAAGAUUCUAACUCCACCCCCAAAAUCAAAGCAUGGCAAGGAUGAAGAACUGUCUCCUCCAUAUCCUACUUCAGCUUUUUCAGGAAAGCCUGUCGUUGUCAAAACUAAGAUACAUACUGAAGGAGGGAAAGGCAGCAUAACAAUCAUGAGAACCAAAGGUUGAUGAUAAAUCUCUCUCUCCGACAUUCUUAAAUUUUGUGCGGUUUCUAUAGUUAAUAUCUUGUUUUUAUAAUGGAAGCUUUUUUUCGGGAUUCAUUCAAAACUUGAUGCAUACAGUCAUGUUUUAUAUAUAGUAUGACCUCAUUGCAAGCUUGAAAUGAGGAUCUUUUGAUGUCUCAGAGAUCCUCCUAUGCUGCUCUUUUUUGGCCUCA
Messenger RNA from Papaver somniferum (opium poppy), 1492 nucleotides. RefSeq names its product protein XRI1-like. Lineage: Eukaryota; Viridiplantae; Streptophyta; Magnoliopsida; Ranunculales; Papaveraceae. Bases 376 to 1284 code for a protein of 302 amino acids. The transcript has 9 exons. Gene Ontology annotation, biological process: female meiotic nuclear division; male meiotic nuclear division. The record is from RefSeq and is a predicted model, not a curated record.